AGUUAUUCAUCAAAGUUACAAUACGGUUCCUAACAUGGCAGGUAAAGUAGUUGCUAAUCUGCGAGAAAAAUUUGUAGUUGACCCUCAAAUGGCAUUGAGAUGGUUUCCUGGGCAUAUGACAAAAGGUUUGAGACAAAUGCAACAACGACUAAAAAAUAUCGAUUGUGUUCUCGAAGUCCAUGAUGCACGAGUACCAAUUUCUGGACAUUAUGCAGAUUUCUCAAAGACCAUAACAAGUUUAAAACCACAUAUAUUUAUACUAAAUAAAAGAGAUUUAGCUGAUACAAGCUAUACAGAAAAUAUAGUCUCUAUAUUAAAGAAAGAAGGACUUUCGAAUAUAAUAUUUACAAAUUUGAAAGACCAACAGUGUAAAGAUACAAAACAAAUUAUACCUUUAGCCAAGAAAUUGAUAUUAAAUUCAAAUCGUUAUAAUAGAUCAGGAGAACUUUCUUAUUCCAUGAUGGUUAUAGGAGUACCUAAUGUAGGAAAGUCUUCUUUAAUUAAUCGUUUAAGAAGUAAUAUCCUUCGUAUUUCGGGCAAAGCUACUAAUGUUGGUGCACAAGCUGGUAUUACACGUUCUGUUUUAACACAUAUAAAAGUGGCAGAAGAUCCAACAGUGUACUUGAUUGAUACGCCAGGCAUUUUAAUUCCUACUAUUAAAGAUAUCCACACUGGUUUCAAAUUGGCCUUAGUUGGAUGUUUGCAAGAUCAUGUGAUAGGAUCACAUAUACUUGCUGAUUAUUUACUUUUCUGGCUGAACAAGGAAGGCCGAUAUGAAUAUGUACAAGUACUUGGUUUGUCUGAGCCAAAUGAUAAUGUGCAAUAUGUACUUACAUUUAUUGCUGCAAGGUUGAAAAAGAUCAUACAAAUAAAGGGACCCCUUGGAAGAUUAGAAACCAAACCAGAUUUAAAAUCUGCAGCAGAUCAUUUUAUUAGCUUAUUUAGAAAAGGAGAAUUAGGGCUCUUUUGUUUAGAUAUAGAUUUAUUACGGUCACGACAAUGUUAAAUCAGUUUAAUUAAUAACUACAAUAUAACAAAUAUAUGUAAAUAUAUUUGUUGUUGUAUAAAGUGACUGAGAAUAUAUAGUUUUAUAUGAAUAUAAUUAAUUGAUAACAUUCUACAAAUUUUAUAUAUUUUAUUGUAAAAAGAAAAGGAA
Molecule: messenger RNA, 1156 nt
Organism: Odontomachus brunneus
Lineage: Eukaryota; Metazoa; Arthropoda; Insecta; Hymenoptera; Formicidae
Product: mitochondrial GTPase 1
Exons: 1
Coding region: 35-1006 (323 amino acids)
Cellular component (GO): mitochondrion
Molecular function (GO): GTP binding; GTPase activity
Source: RefSeq, a predicted model, not a curated record